ACCGGUUGGAGAAGACUUGUCCUGGGCCUGUCACCCCUCGACAACGGAGACACGGUCUUUGCUGAAGGCCCAAGAAGCUGUCAGAGUGAUUUGAUGUGUUACUACUCUAUUAGAGGCAUUCGUCUUCUCAUCUGCUCUGUCAGCGGACAUAUUGGAGUUCCAUAACAUCAGACGUCGACCGACGAAAUGGCCCCUUUUGUGACAGACUCGGAGCGAAUUCAAUUACCAAGUUCGAGCCCUUUUGAAGAUGGUACUCCCAUUCACACCCCGUUUUCACGAGCAAUCGACGAUUUCCUUAAGGAGCUGAAUGCCGAAGAUGAUUCCAGAAAUCCAUUUCUCGCAGAGCUCAGGGCAACCCGCCGAGAACUGGCCAACAACCCGGGCUGCAAAGCAGAGACUCAGGCUGCGGCGGCUAAGCUCAGAGGUUUUAUGGAUGACCUCCAAACCCAGAAAAGUUCAGGUCGCGGCCCGAGGUUGCUCGCCCGUCUCGAUCCAUUCAUCGACAGUCUCUCCAGGGUCAUGGGACUAUGCGAAAGUGUGUUGAACGCUGCCCCUUUCGGUGUCAGUGUCGCAUUUUCCGGCGCUCGGGUCGUUCUGAAGCUUGCCAUGCAAAUGCACAGCUGCCUUGAGAGCAUUGUCGACGCAAUGGUGCAGAUAGGCAUCAGCCUCAAGUGCUACGAAAAGUUCGCAAAGGCAUUCCCGAAUACAGAAGAGGUGCAGGAUCUUCUCGUCAGUUCCUACAAAAAUAUCGUGACGUUUUGGUACAAGGCAUGUCGCGUACUAUCUCGCCAUAGCUUAAAGACUGUCAUACGGAGCACCACAAGGUCUAUGGAUAGGGAGAUCAAAACGGCGCUGGAAGGUCUGGAUCGUGACAGGUCAAAUGUCAUAGCACUUGCCCAAGCCACAACAGCUGAGCAAGCCAUCCACACAAAGGAGGCGACAUUGAAACAGGGCGUGAUUGAUUGGAUCAAGAGUGGCUCGCAUGUUGACAUCACGCCCAUCAUUGACGAGCAACUUGCACUCCGGGCUGAGGGAACCUGCAAUUGGCUCUUCGAGGACAAACGCUUCCAGAAAUGGUUCGAUGUCAUGGACAACACCGCCCUGUGGUACAACGCCAAACCUGGGUCCGGCAAGACUGUAUACGCGGCCACAAUUGUUGACCAUCUAAGGACCCGAGACAAGAAAGUGGCAUACUUCUUCUACUCCUUUAACAGCCCUCAACGGAAGUUUGCGAUAAGCGGGUUGCGAUCUUUAGCUCUGCAGCUGCUGAACAAAUUUGUACCGGACAUCCCCGACAAGGUUGUCCAGCGGUAUAAGGAUGAAUUCGACAGCAGCGCCGAUGGCCUUGAGAGCAUCCACUCGGUGUCACAUGUUGUCCACGACUUACUUACACAAUGUCCAGAGACAUUUGUUGUGGUCGACGGAAUCGACGAGUGUCUAGAUGAUGAUGUGUUACUGGCAACACUUCAACAUCUACUGAAGAUGCCAACAUAUGGACUCGUGAAGUGGCUCUUCACCAGUCGGAACUCUCCUAAGAUCAGAUCAGUAAUGGAAGAUUGUCAAGCAAUUGAAGUCGAGGCGCCAACGGCAUCCGUUUCCAACGAUAUCCACACUUACUUCAGCAAGUACAUCACCUGCCAAAGCUGCAUCGAGGAAUGGACUGAAGAUGAAGAUAACUUCCUCUACUCUAAGUUGAUAUGCGAUACGCUUAGGGGUGAGGGACUCACCACGGAUGCAGAGAUUGAAGAAGCAUUGAACAGGUACCCGAAGAACUUGAACGGCUACUACAUGCGGGUGUUGGAAAAGCUUUGCAUGAAAACGGAGCAGCAACAGGAGCUGGCCAGGAGAGCCUUCUUGAUUUUGAUAGCGGCAGCUCAGUCAAUCUCACUGGAUGAGAUGCGCAACGCACUAGCUGUCGUUCCCGGCGCCGAAGACCACGACCCUAGGCGAGUGCCGUACACGAAAAAUAUCGAGAACCUUUGCAGCCCUCUUAUCACGUUUGGAAAGCCGAGGGGGGGCGAUGCCGAAGACAACCCACUGUUGAAGCUAUGCCACAAGACAGUUGAAGACUUCUUCCUGCAAAAUCCUGACACCCUCAGUUUGGAUCCUAAGUCAGGCCUGUGGAAGUACUUUGUGAAUCAUCAAGAAGCCAACGAAGCAAUGGCCAUGGACUGCGUGACUUACUUGCAGUACAAGCGAUAUCAGAGCCCAACUCCCAAGAUCGGUGCCAUCCUCUCAAAACCCAUCCCGAAGGAACACGCUUUUCUUCCCUACGCCGCUACGUUCUGGGCACAGCAUUGUGACGGGAUAGGGCAGCAUCCCGCAGAGAAGAUUGUUCAUGCAGUUUUGAAAUUUCUCCAAAGCCCUACUCUACCAAGCUGUCUGGAGGUACAAGCACAUGUCGGCCCCUACCUAUUCGGACGAUACGUCGACAGGAGAAACGGGCUAGCGUUCAGAAUGUGCGUUAAGGGCUCGAGACUCCGUGGCAGUGAUUCAUUCGGGGUGCCUCUACCACAGUGGCUUGACAAAGUCUCCUCGCAUGGGUGGACUCUCGACAGGUCACUGUGCCAUUUCAUUAGCGAGUGGCGCGAGGUCCUCAUUCAACACCCAGACAGUCUGGAUUCUUGUCUCCCGCUGACGAAACUUGAGAACUCUUGUCAUCUGGAUCGACUCAAGGGCCACAAGCAUGUAACCGUGGCUUAUCUGGAAGACCAGUGUAAACAUCUGAGUCCUUCUGGGAAGCUUGAUGCCAAGGACUUCCAGAUACUGCGCGUUGCAUUCCAUGGAACAACACUGUGGGUAGACGUAAUAUCUCACCAGGUGAAUGGAAUUUACCAGCGCCUUCAGAUACCGCUGUUCAGCAAGAAGAAGAGUAUCAUACAGAGCUCCCACAGCGCCCGCCUCCCAGAUGGAGACCUCCUCGGCUGGACAAUGAGUGUGACAGGCGAAAAGGGAAAGCACAUCAUCGAGGCCUGGAAAGCGGAUGCUCUUGAUUUGAGUAUUCGACGGAUAUUGGAUGAUAAAAGCAAACAACACAGGGUUCCUCUUGCGUUCUCGAGCACGGGUGAUGGAAAAAGAAAAGGGUCAUGGGAGGUUCAGUCUACGCAGAGUUUCGAGUCCGAUGGUGAGAGCAAUGGGCUGAUGCAGGUCGUGCAUUUCACAUGGAAAUCGAAAAAGCAUGUGGCGGACUCGAAUAUGACAGGACUUUUUGAGCAGGAUCGCGAUAGCGACUCAUCGUCCGGCGAGUCAGAGGAGGAAGAAGACAGUCCAUCUCCAGCGAGUCCUGAGUCUAUGUCAGACGAUGAUUCAGACGACGAUUCGGAUGAUGAAUCUACAACCACGCGCAGUCGAACGACGGAAACAGCGGAUGAGGCAUCGUAUACAGACAGCGAGUCCGAUACAGAUUCAGGGCAGAUUACAGACUGCCUGGUAUUGAUGCCCUCGGAGGAUGAUCCCUCAUGGUACCCAUGGUCUGGUACAAGGCAGAUCUGGGCACGGAUAGGCUGCGCAGCACAUCCAACUCUGCCUCUUUUAGCAGUGUCACACACGGCGCGUCAAUUAGAGGUCAUCGACACAGUUGCAGGAACCCGGAAGACAAAGCACCUCCCGGAUCUAGCGGAUCUCCAAGAUGCUCCCCUGGCAAGUCUGAGAGAACUUCGAUUCUCACCCUGCGGAAAUUACCUCCACUUCCUUUCCAUCGCCUUCGUCCCUCGGAGGGAAACAGCCAGCACGGAAGCACGCGUGACCCUAACAACGUUCAGCUUCAACCACGAAGGAACCACCGAUGACACCCUGUUCAGAGAGUGCCCUCCUCAGGAAUGCACAUACUCAUUCGGCGAGACCCUCGCCGACGUCCCCUUGCCGCUGGCAUUAACGCACUGGAGCGAUACGGAAGUCAUCGUCGCAUUGCCACCACUGACGUGCGACCCCAAGAUACUCAAGCUUAUGCUUUCCGCUUUGCCAGAUUUACCUGUCCCGGGCCCAGAUGACGACAGAUGUGCAGGUGGGAACAACAUCCUGACCUUGCAAAGUGCGAUAUACUUCCCGACAUCAACCCCGAUUCGACAAGCCCGCCUCAUGUACCGCAACGAGGGGCAGAGCGACGUGAAGGCCGAAGGACGUCUGUACCUCGUGUUGGAUAGACUAGUUCCUUCCGACGGUUCCAAGCACGCUGAUGGAGUUGAAAGCGGCGAAAAGACUACAGAUAGCUCCACCUCGAAAAAUGACGAGGGGGGUGACACCGGGGCUCCGGAACUGGGCCAGGCGAGCCCUCCGGUUGUGCUCCGGUGGAAGAUCGCACAUAAUGAUGGAUGGAGGGCCUGGGACCCUGAAGCGGACAGCAAAGCCUCGGAUUUAAAAAGAGAAGUGCCCGUCUGGAAGAUGCUUAGAGGCCAGUUUGUGGACAGCGACAAGCUGUUCAGCGUGCCCAUCCGUAGUGGUCUCGACUGGACAAGGAAGGGCUACCUGAGCUGUGGGGUUAUUGGGUAAAGUGUACCGUUAGAUUUCACCAUAGUGUCCCUAAUAUCACUAGCGAAUUGAAUCCACGGCUUUCAAUACGGUGGCUUCAUGGAGUUCAUUCAGGUUGCCCUGUCCCUUGUUAGUUUCUUGAAACAUCGGUAUCGAGGAGAGAAAGGGACCCGAAAAGAAAUGCGGGAAAGGUAAAAGAAGGGGCAAGUGUAAAACGGAAGUUGCUGGUUGAUCUAGAUGGGGUUGGCUGGCAAUACUGGCAGCUGAUAAGAUGCAGAAACACUAAUAAAUUCUUCGAUGUUUAUAUCACAGUGCUGUAUGGAGGGCUUGACGCGCCUUCAGAUGUAUGCGAACUAAGAACGACAUUUGAAGAUGAUGCAGCAAUGUAUUGGCCCGCCUAGGCCGAGUUCCGCCCUUCAUCCAAG
This is a messenger RNA of Diaporthe batatas, 4892 nucleotides long. RefSeq lists its product as uncharacterized. Bases 187 to 4488 code for a protein of 1433 amino acids. The record is from RefSeq and is a predicted model, not a curated record. The transcript is spliced from 3 exons. NCBI's taxonomy places the organism in Eukaryota, Fungi, Ascomycota, Sordariomycetes, Diaporthales, Diaporthaceae.